This is a messenger RNA of Colossoma macropomum (tambaqui), 923 nucleotides long. RefSeq names its product transmembrane protein 272-like. Bases 305 to 805 code for a protein of 166 amino acids. The transcript is spliced from 5 exons. NCBI's taxonomy places the organism in Eukaryota, Metazoa, Chordata, Actinopteri, Characiformes, Serrasalmidae. The record is from RefSeq and is a predicted model, not a curated record.
CCUCUCCUUUUAUAUGUGUGCAGUGCUAUUAUGGUACUUACUAAUGGCCACUGUAAACACAGUCAUAGAGUUAAUUGUAAUUAAACCCAGGGAGCUUAAGAACAACUGCCGCAUUACAGCUGUGCAAUAUAAAACUAUGUAGAUGAAUGACUUUAAUUGAGAACAGAACACAUUGUUUUAAAUGUUACCUUGUGGUGGACAUCUCAAAUAACACAUGUCGUCGCCGUCCAAAGAAAACCAUGUAUCUUGGAAUAAAAUCUCUUUACAUUAACUUACAAUGAAAGGUGAAUGAAUACAGCUCAGCAUGAACACAGCAGACGUGUGGCUUCGGAUAAAUGUAGUCCAAACAAUGAACACAUCAGGCUUACUGUUCUCCAAACUGAUUAUGGUGGCUUUACCCAUUGCUCAGAUUGCCAUGGGUGCUGUGUAUCUCCAGGAGUGUCCCAAGCAGCACUACAUCCCUAUAUACUUACUGGUGUGUGGGGUGUUUAGUACGGCCCUAGGCUUGCUCACCUGCCUGCCCUGUAACAAAGACCAGGGAAUGGAUUUGUGCUGCUGUGCUUGGAACGGCUUGGUGUCUGUCUUCAUGUUCUGUUGGUUCAUCAGUGGCAGUGUGUGGAUCUACUCCAUCUACCCCCCCAACUACAAUUCCACUGUGGUGGGAGAGCCCUACUGCAACAAGAGUCUCUACUUGUUUGCUUUCUGGACCACCACGCUGACAUAUAUUUUGUUAGCAGGACUGUUGGUGGCUGCUUGCUGUGUACUCAUUUGCACGUGUUUCUGCAGAGCAGCUAACCAUGCCUGAUGUUUUCAUUCUCAGUCAAAUUCUCUUUUCUUCUUGUAAAUGUAUGAAAAUAUAUCAUCAGUGAUCACCCAACAUGUAAAAAUGAUAGGAAACUUAAUGUUGAAAAACAGUAUUUUGA